AUGUAGACAGCUGCUCUUGUAAACAGCCUAAUAUAAAGUAAUAUCUGGAAUGAAUGACGUCUAAUGGGUUGAAAUUUGCAAAUCAAACAUGUCCAAACUUUCUGUACUUUUCAGACACACUAGAUGCGCAUGCGUACAAUCGUGAAACCUCCCUAAAUUAUUUGCGCUUAUCUGAUUGGUCGUCAGUGAGGACGCGUUUUAUGGCGGCGUAAACAAUGUCUGCUGCAACUGCCUGAACUUCAUUGAACUAUUCGACCCGGGUACUGAUAAUAAUACCAUUUGCGGACUAACACAAUUCUCUUUUAUAGUUUAGGCUCACUGGCCACCACUGCGACACAAAAAGCGGUGUAAAAACGACCAGCUAGUCUUUAGCUAUAGCUACAUCUCCGCUGCAGAGUUCAUAGAGCGGCUCUAGCGGAGGCAUUGGCAGAUCUUACCCAGAUGGACUGUGUCGUGACUGGAGGAAACGUGAAAGUACUUGCCAAGGCCAUUCAUUCCCUUUCGAGGAUCGGGGACGAGUUGUACCUAGAACCACAGGAAGAUGGGCUGACCCUCCGGACUGUGAUGAUUUGAUGUGAUAUGAUGAUUCUGCUCUGUUCCUCCUGGUCGUAGCUGACCCUCCGGACUGUGAACUCCUCGCGUUCGGCCUACGCCUGCUUCCUAUUCGCUCCACUUUUCUUCAGCAGGUAUGUUAACCCAGAGGGACAUGGCUUCCGCUGUAAGAUGGCCAUUAAGAGUGUGCAGGCGGUCUUCAGGUCUCUGGCCACCCUGGAAAAGACGGUGGAGAAGUGCCACAUCGAGCUGGACGCAGACCGGAACCGGCUGACCUUCACCCUGCACUGUAAACAUGGGCUGCUGAAGACUCAUAACCUCUCCUUCCAGGACAGCGAGAGCCUGCAGGCCGUGUUUGACAAGGACAGCUCUACUAACGUGCUCAAAGCGCAGCCAAGGGUGCUCACGGACACCGUGCUAAACUUCCCUCCAUCUCUCGAUGAAGUGACGGUUACCGUGAGCGACGAGCGGGUCUGGUUCAGGAACCACGUCGACCAGGAAGCAGAGCCGUCCAAGGCCAUGCUCACAGAGCUGUGCUUGUCUUCAGACGAGUUUGACCACUUUGAAGUCAGAGCUCGAAGCAGUGUCACCUUCUGCCUCAAGGAGCUAAGGGGUCUGCUGGUGUUCGCUGAGUCCACCGGUCUGCCUGUCUCCAUGUACUUUGACAAGCCCGGCAGUCCUGUCGUGCUGUCGGUGACGGACAGCGUUCUGGACGGUAACUUCGUGUUGGCCACGCUGUCCGAUGAGUCGGGGGUCCAGACCUCUGACCGAACUGGCACGCCAGCGCCCCCUGCUGACGACUUCAUGAACGACGAGCUGGAGUCGUACCUCAUCGCCAUGGAUACUAGCAUGGCAGCAGGGCCCUCGGUCCCGGCCCCCCUGGCCCCCGGCCGGGUGGUGUCCCCCACUGCCACGCCCGACCCAUGGAGCCCAGCCCACAGCGAGCCAGGAGAGGACCUGACAGAGGAGGAGGAGGAGCCUGGAAGACCCCCCAAUAAGAAGUUCCGGUCUCUGUUCUUCGGGUCGGUGUACCCCCCUGGCUCUCCGCUGGGCGGCCACACCCCAAGCAGCCAGAAGGUGCUGGCCAGCGACAGUGAGGACGACGGAUAGAGGCAGGGCCAGUGAGGGGCCCGCCUUCAGCCCGCCUCUGAGGCCCGCCCCUGAGGUCAGACCAGGCCCACCACUGAGGCCAGCGACUGUGGGAAUGACCUGAGGCCAUCGACAGUGAGGACAGCUAAAGGCAGGGCCCCUGAGGGCCUCGGGCGUCAGGGGUCGCCCGUGAGGCUGAAUCCAGAGGGGGA
Messenger RNA from Gadus morhua (Atlantic cod), 1853 nucleotides. RefSeq names its product RAD9 checkpoint clamp component A (gene rad9a). The transcript is spliced from 12 exons. Bases 724 to 1662 code for a protein of 312 amino acids. Lineage: Eukaryota; Metazoa; Chordata; Actinopteri; Gadiformes; Gadidae. Gene Ontology annotation, cellular component: checkpoint clamp complex. The record is from RefSeq and is a predicted model, not a curated record. Gene Ontology annotation, biological process: cellular response to ionizing radiation; mitotic intra-S DNA damage checkpoint signaling; DNA replication checkpoint signaling.